CUGUCGGAGGUCAAAAUUUACAUGGCUGGGAAGAAAAUGUGGCGGUUGAACACGGUUUUCUUUAUCUUAUUGGUCAUUUCACGGUGUCCUGAGGACGGCCAAGGUCAAACGGAUGGAGACAUUCGCCUUCAAGAUGGAGACACACAGUACCAAGGACGUGUAGAGAUCUACCACAGCGGGGAGUGGCGCAGGGUGUGUGAGGAGGGGUGGGGACUUAACGACGCCAAAGUUGCGUGCAAGCAGCUAGGCUACGAGGAUGCCCACACGGCAAAUAUCAACUUUAACCCCAGAGGUACAGGAUCCUAUUGGUUGUCCGACAUCAAUUGCGCCGGAACUGAAGAGGGUUUGUACAACUGCUCUUCUCGAGGGUGGGGCACCAUCAACACUAAUUGCGGCACCGGAGACUACGACGAUGCCGGGGUCAUCUGUAAAGCACCUGGCGAUGGUGCCGUUCGCCUAGUGAAUACAACUAGCCCCUACGAAGGCCGUGUUGAGGUGUACUAUGGCGGGGAGUGGGGACGUGUGUGUGAAUACAACUGGGGUUUAAAUGAUGCCAAAGUGGUUUGCAGGCAACUUGGCUUGGCUGGGGCACAUACAUCUUUUACAAGCUGGAGUCCGCGAGGCACUGGUAAAUACUGGGUGUAUAAUGUAAACUGUGGAGGAUCAGAGUCCAAUAUAACUCAAUGCACCCACGGUGGAGUUGGCGUCGUUUCAUCCAGCAGUUGUCGUCAAAGUUACUACGACGACGCCGGGGUUAUAUGCCAUGGAGACGGUGACGGUGCCUUGCGUCUUAUUAAUACAUCAAAUGCUUACGAAGGUCGCUUGGAGAUCUUCUAUUCCGGGAGAUGGGGGAGAGUUUGUGACAACGGCUGGGACCUGACUAGCGCUGACGUGGCGUGUAAACAGCUUGGGUUUACCGGAGCCCACACACGAACAUUUGGUACGUCUCCACGGGGGACAGGUCGAUUCUGGAUACAUAAUUUGAAUUGCCAGGAAACAGAGGCGCGCUUGGCAGAUUGUUCCCAUAGCGGCGUUGGCGUCAGCAGCUCUUAUUGUUCCGAGUCUUCGUCAGAUGACGCCGGCGUUCUGUGUAAAGGGCCCAAUGACGGAGAAGUGAGAUUAGUAGGCAACUCACAGUAUCAUGGACGAGUGGAGAUAUUCUAUGCAGGUAGCUGGGGGAGAGUGUGUGAGAACUGGUGGUCACUGAAUGACGCCAAGGUGACCUGCAGACAGCUUGGCUUCAGUGGGAUGCUUACUUACGGGUCAAGUUGGACACCUAGAGGGACUUCCCGAGUUGUGCUAGACCAAUUAAACUGUGCCGGUACAGAAAGCAGAUUGGACGCCUGCACUCAUGGAUGGAUAGGCCACCCCAGUUCAUCGUACUGCUCGGCAACCUCUGCCGUGGACGCUUGGGUCGCCUGUGAAGCGCCCGACGAUGGUCAACUUCGUCUGGUGGAUGGAAAUGGCUACAACAGCGGCCGUGUGGAGAUAAAGUUUGCCGGAGAAUGGAGGCGCAUUUGUGACUAUGGAUGGGGAAGCAACGACGCCGCAGUUGUCUGCCGACAGUUGGGAUAUAGCGGAUACGUUAGUAGUGCAACAGGUUGGAGCCCCAGGGGAAGUGGAUCUUUUUGGCUGUCCUAUGUUAGCUGCUAUGGAACAGAGACCAACCUUACAGACUGCUCACACAGCGGGGUAGGGGUAUACAGCACCUAUUACUGUGGCUCAAGCAGUUACGAUGACGCUGGCGUCUACUGCCAGGGAUACUUACCGGGUGUUACUCCCCCAAGUACAACAACCACCACACCGACCACCACCGUUGCCAGCGGACCUAGAUGUUAUUCCUGCUUAGGCACCUCCUCGUGUAGCAGUUCACAAAAUAGUUAUUACUAUUACAACACUUAUAUCACGUGUUCUUAUGGAUACGUGUGUCACACGACAGCCUCGGCGUACGAAAGUUAUAAUCUCUUCUAUAGUUCCUCCACCAUUGCCUACAGCUACAGCCGCGGGUGCAGAAGUCAAUCGCUGUGUACCAGUCAGGAGCUGCAGGGUAAUACUUGUACGGGAACUGGGACCAGUAAAGUCUGCAGGCAGUGCUGCACUAGUAACUACUGCAACAGUGGUACACUGGAUACGUCCCAAACAAGCACCAACAACAGAGGAUCCAGUUCCCAGAGUGUUUGGUUUAACGUUCUCUACCCGCUUUUGUUCUUUAUCUUUGCUUGGAAUUAAAGUCACACAGCGUCCGCCUUACUCCAUAAUGUGACUGUUGUGACAGCAAACCUCUAAUUUCCUAACGGUUUUAAGUGAAGACUUUUAGCUUUCAACUUUUACACGGUAUUUUUAAAGUGCUCAUUACGGUUUUGUUAAACCUUUAUUUUUACAUAAUUUUCAAUGUGAUGUGUGCCUAAUUUAGAAUAGCAUGAAAAUGUGAAAAUGAGACUUUGUUACUGUUUUGUUUAUAUAUGUAUUUAUGUGAUGAUAAUAUCUUUCUGAAAUAUGUAUUAGUGUGAUUUGUGCCAAAUCUAUAGGAACGCAAAAGAAAAGUAUGCCUUUUCAUAAUUGUACUUUUUUGUUAAUUACAUAUGUAUUGAGUUUUAUCGUGAGGAUUACUUACAGUUGUGCAUCAUGUGUGUCAAACCAUAUUUCGGGCCAUAGCCUUGUAUAAAACUGCUUGAACCAAAUUAAAGAUGAUUAAAUAGAAAAAAAAAUUGUUUUGGAAAUAGUCAUUUAUCUCAACAUAAGAAUAACCAGUUUGCUUUAUUGUUUAACCGCAAUCAAUAUGAUCAUGUUCUUUCUUUUCCUAGCAACUGCACAUCCCCUUGCUGCCUCAGCUUCAGAUACUGCCGUUUUCUUACAAAGGUUAUUUUUUCCUAUACUUAACCUUAUCCGUUAGUUGGUGAAUUGUGAAUAAAUGUCUGUAAGUGGCGCCUCCUUUGUGUGAUCAUAAGGCAUUAUAUAUGCCCUUCUGGUACUUUUACCGGUAUUAUUACCUGGACUUAUUUCUAAAAGACUCUAUAGCUAUCGGGGUUAGCUUAAAGCCUGAUAGAAGCUGAACAUGUUAAGUUGGUUUUGUAUGUUUAGUUUAGAACUUUUAAAAACGACUGCCCCACAAUAAAAGUACCAGUUUGACAUACCCAAAUGAACUGACAAUGUAAGGACGAAGACAAUUAGCUCAAGGUGCGUAGUUAAGAUAUAUUAAAAACGAGGGGAUAUGCCUUAAGAUAUUGGGAACUUCAUCAUACUGGUAUUUGCUAGCUCUUGGUAUGACAGGAUUCCUAGCCCGCAAAACAAUCUAAACCAUUAUGAAAUUGACCCCUGCUAACGACUGGAUUUAGAAUGCUGCUAUAUGGGGUGGGUGGGUGAAGGUCGAUGAUUAUGAAAGUUCUUGCCUGUUGUACAAUAUCUAACAGUAGAGAGGAACAGCUUGCUACUCAAAAUAAGAAGCUCUGUGAUGCAACUUUCCGCUUUCCUUUAUUUUUAAAAACAGAGAAAAAUCACUGAGGCUAUGGGGAUCACGUGACCUACUGGGCCUGCUGCCCCUUUUUGCCGCCAUUGCUGCCACACCCAAUAGAACGUCAGGAUGAUGGAAGGGUA
Molecule: messenger RNA, 3594 nt
Organism: Lingula anatina
Lineage: Eukaryota; Metazoa; Brachiopoda; Lingulata; Lingulida; Lingulidae
Product: CD5 antigen-like
Biological process (GO): peptidyl-lysine oxidation
Cellular component (GO): membrane
Molecular function (GO): protein-lysine 6-oxidase activity
Source: RefSeq, a predicted model, not a curated record